Messenger RNA from Styela clava, 2393 nucleotides. Lineage: Eukaryota; Metazoa; Chordata; Ascidiacea; Stolidobranchia; Styelidae. The record is from RefSeq and is a predicted model, not a curated record.
UAAAGACCUAACAUAUCAACGUUUUAAAUUUGGCAGCUAUCCUAUGGUUUAAUACAUUUAGAUAUGCCUUUUGAUAAUUGCUGAAUUGGUAACGCAGUAAUGCCUGACAUAAAAGUUGUACCCCUUGGUGCAGGCCAGGAUGUUGGCCGCAGUUGCAUAUUGAUAUCCCUUGGUGGAAAAAAUGUGAUGUUAGAUUGUGGAAUGCACAUGGGAUUUAACGAUGAUCGAAGGUUUCCUGACUUUUCAUAUGUCACUGGUGGAAAGGGACGAUUAACCGAGUAUAUUGACUGCGUUAUUAUAAGCCAUUUUCAUUUGGACCACUGUGGUGCAUUACCAUACAUGUCUGAAAUGGUUGGCUAUGAUGGACCAAUCUACAUGACCCAUCCUACAAAAGCAAUAGCUCCAAUCCUUUUGGAAGACUACAGAAAAAUAACUGUUGAUAAAAAAGGUGAAGUUAAUUUUUUUACCUCACAAAUGAUCAAAGAUUGUAUGAAAAAGGUAGUUACGGCUAAUCUGCAUCAAACCAUAUAUGUUGACGAAGAACUCCAGAUUAAGGCGUAUUAUGCAGGGCAUGUAUUAGGAGCAGGAAUGUUCUACAUUCGUGCUGGAACCGAAUCUGUUUUAUACACAGGAGAUUAUAAUAUGACACCUGAUAGGCAUCUUGGAGCAGCAUGGGUAGAUAAAUGCCGGCCAACCCUGCUUAUUACUGAAUCAACGUAUGCAACAACUAUACGAGAUUCGAAACGAUGUCGAGAAAGGGAUUUUCUGAAGAAAGUGCAUGAAACAAUUGAUAAGGGUGGAAAAGUAUUGAUCCCUGUUUUUGCUCUUGGAAGAGCACAAGAACUUUGUAUUUUACUAGAGUCAUACUGGGAUCGCAUGAAUUUGAGAGUUCCAAUAUAUUUUUCAACAGGUUUAACUGAAAAAGCAACAAAUUAUUACAAGCUUUUCAUAACUUGGACAAAUCAAAAGAUAAAAAGUACUUUUGUGGAUAGAAACUUGUUCGAUUUCAAACAUAUCAAGCCAUUCAACAGAACACUCAUUGAAAAUCCAGGUCCCAUGGUUGUUUUUGCAACCCCGGGAAUGCUCCAUAGUGGAUUGUCUCUUGAAAUUUUUAAAAAAUGGUGUACUAGUGACAAAAAUACCAUCAUAAUGCCUGGUUAUUGUGUUGCAGGUACUGUAGGCCACAAAAUCCUUUCUGGUAUGAGGAAAAUCGAGUUGCAACCUGGUAAGGUGGUUGAAAUCAAAAUGCAGGUACAAUAUAUGUCGUUUAGUGCACACGCUGAUGCUAAAGGGAUAAUGCAGCUAACUCGUAUGUGUGAACCAGAGCAUGUGUUGUUGGUUCAUGGCGAAGCAAAGAAAAUGGAAUUUUUAAAAGCAAAAAUAAAUCAUGAAUUAGGAUUGGAGUGCUUUAAUCCAGCAAAUGGGGAGACCUGUGUCAUCUCAUCAAAGCCAUGUGUACCAGUUGACAUGUCUUUAAAACUCCUCAAACACAAAACUGAAAUUGUUGAUACUGCAACUCCGAACCCAAAAUGUUCUAAAAUUAUACAUGGAGCGUUGCUAAUGAAAGACAAUAAAAUAAGACUUUUAGAACAAGAUGAAGCAUUACAAGAACUUGGACUGCCAAAACAUGAUUUACGAUUCACAUCAACAGUGGAAUUACAAAAUGCUUGCCGUUCUGAAAAACUAACAAUGACUCGAUUAUAUGAACAUUUAAAGCAGUUGUUGAGGUCACAUUCUGUUAAUACCACAUCAGAUGGACAUAUAUUGAUUGAAUCAGUUUUACUUAAAGUUCAAAAAGAUUCUGAAGCAGCUAUGGAUGUGUCGGAUGAUUUUAAUACCCAUGAAGAUGACAGUCCAGCAAGUAAAUCAAUAUUGGUUUCAUGGCCAUAUCAAGAUGAGGAUUUGGGAAGUUAUUUAAUGGAGGUUUUGAAAAAUGGUUUACCAAAAUCAGUGACAAAAGUUCCUGUUCACUGACGUACUUGUUUUUUUAAUCUUUUCACUAAAUCAAGACCAAAAUCAUAUGGCCAUCUUGAUAUAAUUUCAAAUACUAGAGAACUUGCAUAAUCCGAGUUUUUCUUAAAAUCAGGUCCAAUAUUUCACCAGUUUUGUCUCAAGAAGUAUUUACAGUUUACACAUGUGUUGAUACAUCUGGCUAGUACUCUAGUCAAAGCCUAAAUACCCCAGAACUAAACUUGAAUGAGGCAGUUGCGCCAUAAUGCAGAAUCUGUUGAGCACAAUUGUUUUAUAGGUUUAGAAAGCUUACUCAAUUAAACCUGCCUUUGGCAAAUAUCUGAAAAUUUCUACAUCUUGUGUACACACUGCUUUAUGCAUAUUCCGUGCAUUUGUUACUUUCUUUUUUAUCAAUGUAAUAAACACAAUAAUGGAUUCUCAAA